Molecule: messenger RNA, 357 nt
Organism: Oppiella nova
Lineage: Eukaryota; Metazoa; Arthropoda; Arachnida; Sarcoptiformes; Oppiidae
Source: the annotation of a GenBank genome assembly
AUGUUUGAACAGUCAGUGAGUGACGAGAAAAGAGUGGAUCCCGAACUCAUAUUCACCAAACAGGAGCGCAUAGGAAAGGGAUCUUUCGGUGAAGUGUUUAAAGGGGUCGACAAUCGCACACAACAAGUGGUGGCCAUUAAGAUCAUAGACCUCGAGGAGGCCGAGGAUGAGAUCGAAGACAUCCAGCAGGAGAUAAUGGUUUUGUCGCAAUGCGACAGUCUUUUCGUCACCAAAUACUUCGGAUCUUAUCUUAAGGGAACCAAAUUAUGGAUAAUAAUGGAGUAUUUGGGCGGAGGUUCGGCUCUGGAUCUGAUGAAAGCGGGACACUUCGAGGAGAUGCACAUUGCGGUCAUACUU